AUAAAAGGGAACUGGUCAACGGCCAACGAUUCCCGCGUGGCCGAGUUUAAUCCUCUUGAGUGUCGCAGAGAGGGAGAGAGACCCACAUUGUCAUCCGUUGCCUUCGGCUCUCCUGAAUCCUCUCCUGCAUGUCACUUGGUCUACGUACAGGUCUCCUUGGCCUCAGCGACAAGCCCUCUCUUUCCUCUAUCUGCUUAUUUUUCUCAUUUUAAUACUUUCCCAGCCCUUUCAUCCAGUUCUAGGUCGUCUCGCGAUAUAUUCUAUAUUCUAUUAGGGGUCAGAGUCUCACUCGGUAUUUUCAGGUAUGUUUUUUACCCGACUGCCAGUCUUGCCGCUUGCCCCAUACUUUCUGUGCAGUUUAAUUUAUUUCCUCCUACUAUCAUUUACCCCUUAUCCAUCAUUGUAAUAGCUUCUUUUAUUUAUCGUAUUCGCGUUAACUCGAGAUAAAUUUCUCUGCAAUGUAUUAACCUCGGCAGGCUGCUACCUGGGCAGUUCAGCACUCGUCUGCCUACUCUCGACUCUCAACCACAACCACUCAUUGCUUUCGGCCGUCGGCCUCCAAGGACCCUUACCACAGUGUCCGUAUUACCAUGGCUAGGCAUCACUCGCUUGACUCUGAGAGACCGAUCAUGGCCCCUUCUAACCGAACGUCGAAAAGAUUUUCGGCCGUAAGCGGAAACCCUUCGAUUGCUUCGUCAGGCACCAUUGGAAGCCUACCAAGCGGUGAUCCUCGCUUGGCCGAAUUCCAUCACUUGCGCGACGGGCUGGAGCGCCUGGAGAACAAACCUCUCCAGAAGCAACGCUUUGUCCCUACUCCCGAAAAAAGCGAUAACUUGAGCAAGCUGGCCCUGAGUGCGAAGGUGGAACGAGCUCUUGACCGGAGAAUGACUGGUCAGGAUGCUGUCAUGCGCAAGCCAGUUUUGAACGAGAAGGCCGCUGUUGAGUCUACGAACUCGUAGACGAUUUGUGGUCUAUCUGAUAAGUUUCGUAUAGAGAGGCCUUGAGUUGAUACUUAUUUGUGGUCCUUACUUCUUUUUAUUUUCUUUCGUUUUUUCCCUACAAGCACCUGUUUCCCUCUUGCCUAUAUUGCAUGUCCCACGGCUCUCUUUGGUGAACUUUGUGAAUGAAUUUCUGUGCCUACUAUACGUCUUCGUUGAUGAGAAGCUUGCCCUCUCAUGUCCAUCAUACCCCUCUUCCAAGCCAGUUAUGUAUUUCUGAUGUUGAUUUUUUUAACACCUAGUGUGACCUUCUGAUUGAGUUUUCGUCGCCGAUAAGUGUAACUACUUUCUUAGAAGUGUCAAUAGACCUUAAUGCUCGACUAUAGUUCUUCGUUGGUAUGAGUCAGUGAUUGUUUCGAUAAAAGCAGUUUCAGCAAGCCUCAGUGGACGGUUGCAAGUUCCGAUCUGGUCCCUUAAGAGUCCCAUACAGUUGAACGUAGGAGCUACUUUGUAUUGGCUGCUAUACUGACGGGUGAUUCACUCAGUAUUCGGUGAUGUAAACGAAAUGUCCCGAUGGAGAUCUACUCGCGAGUUAGGCAGGCGGUAAGGGAAGGAAAUGGGGCGCUAAGAGGCGCCGCACUGCAACCGACCUUUCAAGUCCAAGUCAACUCAUUUUGCAAACUGCUAAGCAU
Aspergillus pseudotamarii is the source of this 1630-nucleotide messenger RNA. RefSeq lists its product as uncharacterized. The record is from RefSeq and is a predicted model, not a curated record. The coding region runs from base 591 to 959 and encodes 122 amino acids. NCBI's taxonomy places the organism in Eukaryota, Fungi, Ascomycota, Eurotiomycetes, Eurotiales, Aspergillaceae. The transcript is spliced from 2 exons.